AUUCAUCGCCUGAACUCUGACCAAGCACGUCACCUGCAGUCCUCGGUAAUGAUGACCAAAUGGACCACUAUCCACUGACCCUUCACUGACCAUCCAGGAGCCUCAUUGCUCCGUGUGUUCCUCAGCAUGGGGGACACUGUCCAAAUGCACUUCAGCACGGUAGAUUAUGUGAUUUUCGUCGUGCUAUUAGUGGCAUCCGCAGGAAUCGGCCUUUACUACGCCUUCUCAGGGGGUCGGCAGAGGACCACACAGGAGUUCCUGCUGGCCGACCGUAGCAUGCGCUGCCUUCCCGUAUCACUUUCACUGUUAGCCACCUUUCAGUCAGCUGUGGCCAUCCUGGGUGCCCCGUCUGAGAUCUACACCUAUGGCACACAGUACUGGUUCCUAGGCUGCUCCUACUUCCUGGGCCUGCUCAUUCCUGCACACAUUUUCAUCCCAGUUUUCUAUCGCCUCCGCCUCAGCAGUGCAUAUGAGUAUCUGGAGCUUCGUUUUAGCAAAAGUGUUCGGAUAUGUGGCACUGUGACCUUCAUUUUUCAAAUGGUAAUCUAUAUGGGAGUUGUCCUGUAUGCUCCUGCACUUGCACUUAAUGCAGUAACGGGUUUUGACCUUUGGGGGGCAGUGCUGGCAAUGGGGCUAGUUUGUACACUUUAUACAGCAUUGGGUGGUCUGAAAGCAGUGAUCUGGACAGACGUGUUUCAGACAAUCGUUAUGUUUGCAGGGCAACUGGCAGUGAUCGUGGUGGGCACACACCAGGCAGGCGGCAUCGCUGAAGUGUGGAGGAAAGCACAAAAUGGCAGCCGUAUCGCAGGCCUUGAUCUGAACCCUGACCCUUUAGAGAGGCACACUUUCUGGACCCUAGGAGUUGGAGGUGUUUUUCUCAUGCUGGCCCUGUAUGGAGUGAACCAGGCUCAGGUCCAGAGAUACCUCAGCUCCCGCACGGAGAAAGAGGCCAUCAUGUCCUGCUAUGCGGUGUUUCCUUGUCAGCAGGUUGUGCUCACAUUGGGCUGUUUGAUGGGUUUGGUUAUGUACGCUCGAUAUGGGGAGGAAAGCCCUCUGGAUCAGGGCUACGUUACAACUAAUGAUCAGAUGGUGUUGUAUUUUGUAAUGGAUGUGUUGAGGGAUCUUCCUGGUUUGCCAGGACUAUUUGUCGCUUGCCUUUUUAGUGGAGCUCUAAGCACAAUCUCAUCUGCCUUUAACUCUCUGGCAACAGUAACCAUGGAGGACCUGAUCAAACCUCAUGUCCCAGCCAUGACAGAGGCCCGCGCCACUCUGUUAUCCAAAAUGUUGGCUCUUGCCUAUGGGCUUGUGUGUUUGGCUAUGGCGUACAUCGCGUCCUUAAUGGGGUCUGUGCUGCAGGCAGCACUCAGUAUUUUUGGGAUGGUGGGAGGACCUCUACUUGGUCUUUUUUGUCUCGGGAUGUUUUUCCCUUGGGCCAAUUCCACUGGUGCACUGGUUGGACUGGCAUCAGGACUGGUCAUGGCUUUCUGGAUCGGCAUCGGCAGCUUUGUUUCACGAAUGUCUCCCUCUGCACUACCUGUGAUCAAUGCCACCAUCAUACCCGAUGUGGGAAACAUGACGACAGCUGUCAUGACGACACUCACCACAACUAAACCCAGGCCUUCUGGAGUUCAGGCUCUGUACUCUUUGUCAUAUAUGUGGUACAGUGCUCAUAAUUCAGCUACAGUUGUGGUGGUGGGACUGGUGGUCAGCUUUCUUACAGGACCCUGGAAGGAGAAAGAUUUAAACCCAGGUACGGUUUAUCCAGUGCUUGGAAAUUUGCUGUUUUUUCUGCCUCAGCGCUACAGGGAGAAACUCUGCUGUGUAACUCCUCUGGAAGACAAGUCCAAAGAUCUGGACCGUCAACCUUACCAGAUGGCCCAGAAAGAGAGCAACGGUGUAGCCUGCACUAAAGAGGAAGACAAACUCAGGGAAGAGGAAGGAGAACGUGUAACUGCCCAACCGACUUGUAACCUCGCCCAUACUCUACAAGAAACAGCCUUGUGACAACAACAGUUCAAGGGUAACUCAAUCUCCUGCAGGCUUUAGGAGAAAAAUGUUGGUUCCGAUGCCAAAAUGGUUUAAAUGUACGACCUCACCGUUCCCUCCUAUCGAAUUGGUCCAUAAGCUGUGGUUUGUAUCUGCAAUAUUGGUACGAUGUGCCCUGAACUGCCAGUGAUGGAGGUUUGGGGGGUUGUCUGUUUAUAUGUGCUGCUUCAUGAUGCCAGUGGUCUGUUUUAUCGAAUUUGAGAUCCCGUUAAAUGAACUCGCUCAAGAGAUCAACUAAAUAAUUUUGUUUACUCGUCCUAAAAUUGAAUCUUUA
Messenger RNA from Danio rerio (zebrafish), 2320 nucleotides. It is a transcript of the gene slc5a6a, whose product is annotated as solute carrier family 5 member 6a. Gene Ontology annotation, biological process: transmembrane transport; pantothenate transmembrane transport; monoatomic ion transmembrane transport. Gene Ontology annotation, molecular function: monoatomic ion transmembrane transporter activity; transmembrane transporter activity; vitamin transmembrane transporter activity. The record is from RefSeq and is marked provisional. Gene Ontology annotation, cellular component: apical plasma membrane; membrane; plasma membrane. NCBI's taxonomy places the organism in Eukaryota, Metazoa, Chordata, Actinopteri, Cypriniformes, Danionidae.